AUGUCUUCAAACUAGUGCCAGGCUAUGAAUUUGUUGACUGGAAAAUUUCUGAUAGACAAAAAUGGUGCAUCAAUUCCUGUGGAAGAAAUUUUGCAAGGGACUAAACUUAUUCUCCUUUACUUUGCAGCGGCUUGGUGUCCAUAUUCUAUAUUGUUCGUUGAAAAACUGAGAGCUUUGCACGAAGAAGCAAUGAAGUUUGAGCUGCCUAUCCAGGUAAUUUACAUAUCAGCAGAUAACAACGAAUCUGAAAUGUUGCAACAUUUCUCAGAGAGCCAUGGUCAUUGGUAUGCUGUGAAAUACGAUGACGACACAUCCGACGGCAAUUUCUCACCAUACCUAGUGACAUACUGUACAGUGCUGUUCUCAACAUUAUCCCUCGACUACAGGCUCUUGCGAAUGAAAUACGGCAUCACAUCAAUUCCAGUCUUACUGGUAGUACGUCCUGAUGGAUAUGUUGUGAGCAAGAAUGGCAGACGGCAAGUGGAAGACUAUGGCGUCAAUGUUUUUCUUAAAUGGAUGUGA
Molecule: messenger RNA, 522 nt
Organism: Schistocerca nitens (vagrant locust)
Lineage: Eukaryota; Metazoa; Arthropoda; Insecta; Orthoptera; Acrididae
Product: nucleoredoxin-like protein 2
Exons: 5
Biological process (GO): photoreceptor cell maintenance; sensory perception
Source: RefSeq, a predicted model, not a curated record